Messenger RNA from Acaulospora colombiana, 723 nucleotides. The record is from the annotation of a GenBank genome assembly. Lineage: Eukaryota; Fungi; Glomeromycota; Glomeromycetes; Diversisporales; Acaulosporaceae.
AUGGGUUGGGAGCCCGGUAAAGGACUUGGCCUUAACGAGGACGGAGCGCGAGAGAACAUUCAACUUUCUGUCAAGCAAGAUUAUUUGGGCAUUGGUGCCUCGAAACGGACCAUAGAUAACUGGUUGGAUAAUUCUUUUGCAUUUGACGCAUUGUUGAAAGAAUUGAACAGUGGGAGAGGCGACGAUCCCAAUGAUAAGAAAUUAAGCGAGAAAGCUAUAAGUUCGGGAAAUGACACCAAUUCAACUGAAUUCAGAGAUUCCAAAAUCACGCCACCUACACGCCUCGCUCAUCGGGCGAAAUUUUUAAAGAGCAAAAAGGAUUCCGUGAGAGACACUGUGCGUUUGAAUGAAAUUUUUGGAAUAAAGACAAAACCAGAUUCAUUGAGUGCCACAGAUAUAACUAACGAGACGGCUGUUCAAAAUGAUCUUGACGAUAAUUUUGGAGUUCAAACGGUUGUCAACAAAUUGAGCAUCGAGGAGUAUUUCUCAUCGAAAACAAAACUAACAGUGAAAUCCGAAGCCACUCCAUCCGAAGAAAGAUCUACUCUCGAGGCAAAUAAUUUCGAAUUUAGACAAAAUGAAGAGAUAAUGGAGUUUACUGGCCUCGGAUAUAUCUCUGAUUCGACAAAGAAAAAUAAUAAAUCGAUAAGGGCCGGAGUUGAUGACAUUAAUCAGAAUUUCCGCGCAAUCAUCUUGUCGGUUCGGUUUUCCGAGUUGCGGUGA